CCCGAUCCCGAACCCGUCAAGCACCAGUCAAGAUGUUGUACCUCGUUGGUCUCGGUCUCUCCGAUGAGACAGAUAUUACCGUCAAGGGUCUCGAAGUUGUCAAGAAGGCCGAGCGUGUCUACCUCGAGGCUUACACCAGCAUCCUCCUUGUGGACCAGGCUACUCUUGAAUCCUACUAUGGCCGCCCUAUCGUCGUCGCCGACCGCGAAAUGGUCGAGUCCAACAGCGACGAGAUCCUCCGCGAUGCGGACAAAGUCGACGUAGCCUUCUGCGUCGUCGGCGACCCAUUCGGCGCCACCACGCACACGGACCUGGUGCUGCGCGCGCGCGAGCUAGGCAUCCAGGUGCGCACCGUGCCCAACGCCUCUAUUAUGAGCGGCAUCGGAGCCGCGGGCCUGCAGCUGUACAACUUUGGCCAGACGGUCAGCAUGGUGUUCUUCCUCGAUAACUGGCGGCCCGCGAGCUUCUACGACCGUAUCAAGGAGAAUCGCUCCAUCGGCCUGCACACGCUCGUUUUGCUGGACAUCAAGGUCAAGGAGCAGAGCCUGGAGAACAUGGCGCGCGGCAGGAAGAUCUACGAGCCGCCCAGGUAUAUGACGGUCGGCACCUGCGCGCAGCAGAUGUUGGAGAUUGAGGAGGAGAAGCAGGAGGGUGUCUAUGGUCCCGAAAGUCUGGCCAUUGGCUGCGCCCGUGUUGGUGGAAAGACGGAAAAGUUCGUGUCGGGCACGCUCAAGGAGCUCUGUGAUGCCGAUGAUCUGCUGGGUCCCCCGCUGCACAGCUUGAUCCUCUUGGGACGGAGGACGCACGAGCUCGAGCACGACUUUGUGAGGGAGUUUGCUGUCAACAAGGAGAACUGGGACAGGAUAUGGAAGGCUGAAUACUGUGGAAAGCAGUAGAUCAAGUUUUCUUGUUUGUUUCAAAAGCGUACGUUCAAUUAAAUUAGCUUGUUACU
Messenger RNA from Neurospora tetrasperma FGSC 2508, 952 nucleotides. Its product is annotated as Diphthine synthase. Gene Ontology annotation, biological process: protein histidyl modification to diphthamide. Lineage: Eukaryota; Fungi; Ascomycota; Sordariomycetes; Sordariales; Sordariaceae. Gene Ontology annotation, molecular function: diphthine synthase activity. The transcript has 2 exons. Bases 33 to 896 code for a protein of 287 amino acids. The record is from RefSeq and is a predicted model, not a curated record.